Sebastes umbrosus (honeycomb rockfish) is the source of this 1217-nucleotide messenger RNA. It is a transcript of the gene tm4sf5, whose product is annotated as transmembrane 4 L six family member 5. The coding region runs from base 197 to 805 and encodes 202 amino acids. NCBI's taxonomy places the organism in Eukaryota, Metazoa, Chordata, Actinopteri, Perciformes, Sebastidae. Gene Ontology annotation, cellular component: membrane. The transcript is spliced from 5 exons. The record is from RefSeq and is a predicted model, not a curated record.
UACACUGGUCUGAAAUCAGAUUGUAGGCAGCCACACCAAUACUUGGCCUUUGUUCCCCUCUCCUUCCUGUUAUAACUGUCACUGCCUGUGUUUGACUUACGCAGUGUGUGACAGCUUCUCACUCGCCUCCUAUAUUUGUUUCGCUCACUUUUUCACUGACUUUGAGAGGAAAAGAUACCCGUAGCGAGGUGUAACUAUGUGUUGUACGGGGAAAUGUGCCCGUCUGGUGGGCCUGAUCCUGCUGCCGUCAGCGUUCAUCUGCAUGAUCGCCAACCUGCUGCUGUUCUUCCCCAACGGGGAGAGUCUGGACAACGACCAAAUCUCCCUCCAGGUCUGGCUCAUGGGGGGGCUCAUUGGAGGAGGCCUCUUUAUCCUGUGUCCGAGCUGCUCAGCCAUCAGGGCCGGGGGCAAGGGUUGUUGCGGAAAUGGUUGCUGUGGCAACCGUUGCCGGAUGCUGAACUCUGUGUUCUCCUCUGCUUUCGGCCUGGUUGGAGCGAUCUACUGCACCAGCGUGGCCUCUGCAGGUCUGGCUAUCGGACCCAAGUGUCAGGUGGAUGAUGGCUCAUGGAAAUACCCCUUUGAAGACCUCGGCACUGGUAAUGGCAGCUACCUUGUAAACCAGACCAUGUGGGCAAUCUGUGCCUUCCCUGCCAAUGCGGUGAUGUGGCACGUCGUCCUGUUCUCCAUGCUGCUGGCCAUGGGGUUGGUGCAGCUGGUGCUCUGCGGCAUCCAGGUGGUAAACGGCUGCUUGGGAUGCAUCUGCGGGGACUGUCGCGAGAGCAAAGAUGAUGACGGUGGAUUAUGAAAGUGAAGAUGAUCGCCCCGGUUGUAACCCCCCGCCACAAGGGUCAGGAGGCAUUUCUGUAUUUCAUACUCUGGGAUACCGUUCUAUAAAACAUGCUGGGUUUUUUUUCUUUUGAUACUCUUUUGUCUCACACCAAGUCUGCGUCUGGCUAUUUGAAAUAUUUCAAAGCCUUACUCCAUUAUUGUGUGAAUUUUAUUCUAUUGCCUGACUUAUUUUUGGUUGAAUUCUUCAUUAAAGUAAUUACUGAAUUAAUAAGUAAUUUCCAUACUAAAGACUAUACUGUAUGGAUUGAACUGUAAUUGUAAAUAAUUAUAUGUUUCAUUGGCCUCUACUUACUCAUAUCAAGUGAAUGUGACACAGGAUGUCAAGUUAUAUCAGUUCUGUUAACAUUAAAAACUUAUUUUCCUGAUCA